Molecule: messenger RNA, 1326 nt
Organism: Adineta ricciae
Lineage: Eukaryota; Metazoa; Rotifera; Eurotatoria; Adinetida; Adinetidae
Source: the annotation of a GenBank genome assembly
AUGAAACUUUGGCGUUGUGCAAAGCGAGAUUGCGGCGUACUUUUACAUACCUAUCUCAAUGAUGAAUUUAAAUGUUUUUCUGGAAAGAAGGUUAACCAUACGCAUUUGCCAAAUCCUGCUGCGAUAGAAAUACGUGACGCGAAAGAGAAAAUGCGACAAAGAGCGGAAAAAGAAUUAGCACCAUUACAAGAAAUUGCUGAACAAGAGAUUCGAAAUGGUUUGUUAAGCGGUGAUGCUUUAGCUAAUCUACCAAAUAUCUUCGAAAUCGGUUGGGGUUUAGGCCACAUUCGUCGAAAACAGAUUCCACCAAUACCAAAUUCAGCAUCUUUUAUCAUACCAGAUUCAUAUACGAAAGAUCAUCUUGGUGCUAAUACUCUAUUACUAAACGACAGUGAAAAUCCGCAGUUCAAAGUCGAUUCAUCAGACGGUAUACGACCGUCAGGAAGAGUUUUAAUGUGGUCGUCAGACAUUCAACUUCGUUUGUUAUUCAACAGUGAACGGCUACACAUGGAUAGUACUUUUUCAACUUCACCUCCACAUUUUGAACAGGUCUUCAUUAUACAAUCAAUACAUCAUGGAACAUGUGUACCAGCCGUCUAUGCGUUUCUUCCUGGUCGAAAAGCACAAACAUACUUAUACCUAUUCAAUGUUUUAUUUAAUCAAGCGAAAAAAUUUAAUCAAGAAUUGGAUCCUGUCAACAUAAUGACGGAUUUUGAGUCGGGUCUUAUAAAAGCAAUUUCAAUUGGGUUUUCGGAAAGAACCACCCAAAAAGGAUGCUUUUUUCAUUUUUGUCAAUCCAUUUAUAGACAUGUUCAGUGGUUGGGUUUAUCAUCAAGUUACAUUAAUCUUAUGAUUCGAAAUGUUAUUAAACAAGCAAUGGCGUUGGCAUUAGUACCUCCAUCGUGUGUUCAAGUUUUGUUUAGUGAACUUGGUGAAGAACUAACUGACGACGAACGUGAGGAAAUUUCUGGUCUGUUGAAAUAUAUCGAUAGACAGUGGAUGCGCCAGAUAUCAACAUGGAAUGUAUAUGAGUUACCUGAUCGAACAAACAACUAUAGUGAAGGCUAUAACAAUCGAUUCAAAGAACGCUUACAUAAGACUCACUCGAAUAUUUGGAUAUUUAUGGAUUCUAUUCGACACGAAACAAAUACAAUUCAUGAUUUAAUUCAGCAAAUACACAGUGGAAUGCCGCCUCGAACAAAAAGAUCUCAAACUAGAACUGCUCAGCAACGUAUGACCGAACUGUGUAAUCGAUUUAAUCAAAAUGAAAUUACAAUGAGAGAUCUUUUACGUGGUCUUUCUUUUUAUGUCGCUAACCAGAAAUAA